GAGUCCCAGCCUGUUUUCUGCAGGGAGACAAGCCCGUUCGGGUUCUCCUGCCGACUCAAUACGCUAACAAAGCUUAUUUACAGGACAACAUCGGAAGAAAAAAGCUUACUUAUCUUAUCAGAUCGGCAUCCUGACCCGAUCUCGUCGGGAUGGGUUGCCGGUGCCGGGAUGCGGCCAGGAUGUCAUUUAUCUUUCCUGCUGAGCGGGAGGUGGAAACCGCUUCGCUCGGAUGGGCGUAGAUGGUGAUUUCCUGCCAAUGGUAUUGGCCAUUUCUAGACAGGAGUGCGGGAAUUUCUCGCCGGUUUCAGGCGCGGACGAGAGAAAGUUUGUGGAUUUAUAAUUGCGGGACAACCGUUAUCAGCACACCACUUUCUAAAUACUAAAUAAAUAAAUAAUCCAUCAUCCCUCAUUUCCUGCUCAUCUCUAGCACUUCUAAUUUUCUCUAACGUCGUCAUAAACCACAAUACGACAUCCCAUAAUCCUGUCCUGGGACAAUUCUUGAGUAGAGAUUGAUCUAAUUCACCCACAACCAGCCCGAGCAAUGACUACCCAACCUCACCCAACACAAUCGCCCGCCAGGGUCAGAAUUUCGAUAGACCGAGGCGGGACAUUCACAGACGUCCACGCUUCAAUACCCGGGCGCAGCGAUAUUAUCCUCAAACUUCUCUCUGUCGAUCCAUCAAAUUACAAAGAUGCGCCAACAGAGGGAAUCAGACGCGUCCUGGAGAUCGCCACUGGUAAAAAGCUACCGCGGGGGCAGCAACUAGAUCUUGCACCCAUCGAAUCACUUCGGAUGGGUACGACAGUUGCGACCAAUGCGUUACUAGAAAGAAAAGGAGCGCGAUCCGCACUGCUUAUUUCAAAAGGUUUCAAAGACCUUCUUGUCAUCGGAAACCAGUCACGGCCGAAUAUUUUUGAUCUUUCCGUCGCGAAGCCGAGCGUGCUUUAUGAGAAAGUUGUUGAGAUUAACGAGAGAGUAACGCUGAAAGGAUAUACUGAAGAUCCCGAUCCUCAGCCAAUUGAGGAAACGGAAGAUGUCGUUAGAGGGACUACGGGAGAAUAUAUCCACGUUCUCGUCAAGCCGGACAUGAAAAAGGUCAGAGAUGACCUCCAAAUGUUAUGGGACGAAGGAUAUCGGUCAAUAGCCAUUGUGCUGCUUCACUCAUAUACCUAUCCGGCACACGAAAAAUUGAUUGGGCAGGCUGCUAUGGAGAUGGGAUUUUCUGUUGCGAUAUCUUCGGAACUGCAACCCAUGAUAAAGGUGGUGCCUCGUGGCAUGAGUGCGACUGCAGACGCAUAUUUAACCCCGGUGAUUAAAGAGUAUAUUGACUCGAUUUCUUCGAAUUUCAUUGGCGGGCUUGCUUCUCCAAGCACGAGGUGUGAGUUUAUGCAGUCGGACGGUGGAUUGGUGGAUUUUCGGAAAUUUAGCGGUCUGAAGGCUAUUUUGUCAGGGCCAGCAGGUGGCGUCGUCGGGUAUGCGCAGACCUCCUGGGACGACGAGGAGCAAAUUCCUGUCAUAGGAUUUGAUAUGGGUGGCACAAGCACAGAUGUAUCCCGGUACUCGGGGGUUUACGACCACGUCUUCGAAACCACCAUUGCCGGCGUAUCCAUCCAAUCUCCCCAGCUAGAUAUCAACACCGUCGCCGCAGGAGGCGGUUCGAUCCUCUUCUGGCGGAACGGUCUUUUUGCCGUGGGGCCAGAGUCCGCCUCCGCACAUCCAGGGCCAGCCUGCUACCGAAAAGGCGGCCCCCUGACUGUAACUGAUGCCAAUCUGUUCUUAGGGCGGCUGCUCCCAGGAUAUUUUCCAAAGAUUUUCGGACCAAACGAGGACGAGCCCCUUGAUGUGGAAAUCACCCGCCAAAAGUUCACGGAACUGACCGAAAAAAUCAACAGUGAACAACGCUCAAAGGGUUGGAAUGAGUUUACACCGGAGGAAGUGGCUCUUGGAUUCCUGUCGGUUGCUAACGAAUCUAUGUCGCGGCCAAUUCGCGCAUUGACGGAGGCUCGCGGGUAUGACACGUCUGUGCAUCAUCUAUCGUGUUUUGGCGGUGCUGGCGGCCAGCACGCUUGCUCUGUGGCAUCUGUUCUGGGGAUCUCCCGCGUCAUAAUUCACAAAUACUCCUCAAUCCUGUCAGCUUAUGGGAUGGCUCUCGCAGAUGUAGUGCACGAAGCAACGCAGCCAACCUCAGAUGUCUUUAGCACGUCGACUGAACAAGACUUUCGGUCUAAGCUGGAGGCGCUGGCGGAAACUUCCACAGCUGAGUUGGAAAGUCAUGGAUUUUCACGCGAGAAUAUCAGGCAUGAAAUGUAUCUGAAUAUGCGCCAUGAAGGUACUAGUACGGCACUUAUGAUACUUAAAGGUGACGACUGGGAUUUCGGCGCUGAGUUCAACAAACGGCAUAAAAUCGAGUUUGGCUUCCUUUCACCCGACAAGCGGAUCCUUGUUGAUGAUAUUCGGGUGCGAAGCAUUGCGUCCUCAUCGCGGCAGAAGGAGCUCAGCCCGUAUGCGCAGAUGAAGAAAAUAGCAUUCAAAGACGUAUCUACCCCGGGUGUCAACGAGCGGACGAUGGUCUAUUUCGGCACAGAACACGGAUGGGUUGCAACUCCAGUGCUUAAGCUCGAAGAACUCACGGAGGGUUCCCGCAUCCAAGGCCCAGCCAUGAUCAUCGACCAAACCCAGACGAUAGUCUUAGUCCCGGGAGCAGUUGCGAGCAUUCUUGAAAGCUGCGUGGUGAUCGACCUCAAGAAGACAGUGCCCACGCUCGAUGUGUCAGGCACCGCGUCAACAAAUCCCACCAGCAUCAGUCCCAUCCAAUUGUCAAUAUUUGGUAACCGGUUCAUGUCCAUUGCUGAGCAGAUGGGUCGAACUCUACAAAAGACCUCUGUCUCGACCAACAUCAAAGAACGCCUUGACUUUUCAUGUGCACUUUUUUCGCCUGAUGGAGGACUCGUGGCUAAUGCACCCCACGUCCCAGUACACUUGGGCUCGAUGCAAUUUGCAGUCCGAUACCAGCAUAAAUAUUGGGCGGGAAACCUCGAGGAUGGUGACGUCCUGAUCUCCAACCAUCCGAGCUGCGGUGGGACUCAUUUGCCCGAUAUUACAGUCAUUACGCCAGUUUUUGAUCAAGGCGAGAUCGUGUUUUAUGUUGCGUCCCGAGGCCAUCAUGCAGAUAUCGGAGGUUGUCUCCCUGGCUCCAUGCCCCCAACAAGUACGGAAUUAUGGCAAGAAGGGGCCGCCAUCGAGGCUGAAAAGUUAGUUGCCGGUGGAGUAUUCAAUGAGGAAAGAAUGACUGAGAUACUAUUGAAAGAGCCAGCGCAGUACCCUGGUUGUUCCGGUACCCGAUGUCUGCAGGAUAACCUGUCUGAUCUGCGGGCUCAGGUUGCUGCCAAUCAAAAGGGCAUUUCGCUUAUCAAUGGCUUAAUCAAGGAAUAUGGGCUGGAGCGCGUGCAUACAUAUAUGUAUGCAAUCCAAAGUACGGCCGAAAUUGCCGUGCGAGAACUUCUAAAGACCACCUCCAAGACGCUGGGCUCUACGCUGGAAGCCGUCGAUUAUAUGGAUGAUGGUACACCCAUUGCCCUAAAGAUAACGAUCGAUGGCGAUAAGGGGGAGGCUGUAUUUGACUUCUCAGGAACUGGUUGUGAAGUUUUUGGCAACACCAACGCUCCCACAGCCAUCACGCAUUCGGCAAUUAUAUACUGCCUGCGGUCGUUAGUGAAAUCCGAUAUCCCUCUAAACCAAGGAUGUCUGAAUCCCAUCGACAUUCGAAUUCCUCCGGGAACAUUACUCUCUCCAUCCAAGAGCGCUGGAGUCGUGGGAGGAAACGUGCUUACAUCCCAACGAAUCACAGAUGUUGUCUUGAAGGCGUUCAACGCCUGUGCCGCAUCGCAAGGCUGUUGCAAUAACCUCACUUUUGGCAAAGGCGGCAAGACAGCGAACGGGGAACAUGUCAACGGAUUUGGGUACUAUGAAACAAUUGCCGGCGGCAGCGGAGCGGGCCCAACUUGGGUUGGACAGAGCGGCAUUCACACGCACAUGACUAACACACGCAUCACGGAUCCCGAGAUCUUCGAGAAGCGAUACCCAUGUAUCCUCCGGGAAUUCUCCAUCCGAAAAGGAUCAGGGGGUCAAGGAGCGCAUCCUGGUGGUGACGGCGUGGUCCGCGACAUUGAGUUCCUGAUUCCCGUCCAGUGUUCGAUAUUGUCUGAGCGCAGGAGUCAUCAGCCCUACGGUCUUCAAGGGGGAGGCCCCGGUGCAUCAGGGAAGAAUUUGUGGAUUAAGCGAGAUGAAGAAACAGGGGAUGAAAGGAUGGUCAGCCUCGGUGCAAAGGCAACCGUGGCAUUGGGUGAAGGUGACAGGAUCGUCGUGCAAACUCCUGGCGGCGGAGCUUGGGGCAGUGUAGACGAGGAAAAAAGAGUGAACGCGGUUGUACAUGACCAAUUUUUGACCAAGGGAUCCGUCGAUAGAUAUAGGGCGAUUCAAGAAACAAAUUGAGCGGAUGCAUAGGGUCUUGAAGGACCAUGAUAUUAUCUGCUACGGUACCGCGAUUACGAUGCAUGAAUUAUGAAACAGCUUGCUAUUACUUAUUUAACUCAUUCCUCCAGUUCCUUCUCCCUUAAUUAGUACACACUCGACAAUUGUACUAUACGGAAGGAACCCCGAGUCAAUAUUAGCUGCUCAAGACAUCUCUGCAUUUUCCAAACAUGGUUAUUUAUACACAGCGAAAAUGUUAUAAAGGAGACCCAAAAAUGUGUCGUUCAUGUAUUCAAACCAAAAAGCGAAAUCAAAAUAGUGAGGUCAUGAGUCACCAAAUAAGUAGUUAUACACAUAUAUGGCAUAUGAAUGUAUAUGAAUGUGGAAGGAGAAAAGAGAAACUGUUAUCUUGAACAAAAAUAAACUAGCGAGGGAUAUCAGAGCAAAUAGUAGAGCGCGAUGAAAAAGUCAAAAGGGAAGAAAUAAAAGGACAAGACAGGGAAAAUAGCAUGAGCCAUAUGAGCCAGAAAGCACGACGCAAAAAGAAAAAAAGAAAAAGGGCAGAAAAGAUAUUCAAGAACCCAAGACUAGAGAGAAUGGGCACUAAGCUCUGCGCCAAUAGAAAUGGAGCGAAAGAUGUUGAAGCGAGUGAAAGGGAGCACACUCCCAAAUCAAUGACCAUAUAGAAUGACCAGGUGCAAAAAUUUGAGGGGAACAAUGACGACCGAUUUUCAAAAUCGAGUAAAAAAAAGUAUAUGUAUAAUAUAUAUACCCUAAGACAUUCCCUCUAUCCGCCCAGAAGAUAAGUUAAGGGAUAUAACGUAAUGAAAAAAAAAAUGGAGCUUGGGAAGGGAAAGAGAGAAAACAGCAUCGUAGAAGAGGAGAAAAACAAGCAGAACAAGACCAAAGUUUAAGAGCCAGGAGUAUCAGAUGGCGCGGUAGCCGAGGAAAAACACGCAAGAAAAGGAAUGAAAAUAAAAAUAAAAUAAAGUCAAAUCAAGUGAAGGAUAAUGAAGGGCAGAAUAUAGGAAUAAUAAACUAGAGUAUAGGAUAAUAGAAUAUUAUUCGACUAAUAGAGGGAGGGAAUGGCUGAAGAAGGUUGGGAAACAGAAAAAAAUAAGAAAAAGGAAAUAGAGAUAAAAAAAGAGCAAAACAUGAGAUUGAAAUAUAGUCAAGCACACAAAAAACAAGGAAGAGCAAAUGCAUAAGAAAAAUUGUUUGACACCAGGAAAAGGGGGAAAAAUGAAAAAAGGAGGCGGAGACAUAUAUCAAAGAGUGGAGACCAUCAAGGUCCGUGAUCCCUCUUUCUGUAGACACACCGUGUCUUCUUAAACAACUAGCAAAAGAAGCACCCAGGCUUGUACACCCAUUAUAGACCCACGUUAAAAGUGACAUUUGCAUCGCGUGCGCAUGUGCUAUUUAAAGACGUCAAAUCAUAUUAUCUUUCGUCGGUUGUGUAGGCGUAGUAGUAUCAGUAGUAGCCAAGGCGGCUGGCAUCGGGGGCUUAACGGGAGUUGACGACCGUUCCUCUUCAUCCAACCGUUUCCGCCAACUUGCCAGGUUAUCACUCAAGCCACUCUCGCCAUACGUUUCCUUGGUGGGUGUACGGUCGAAGUCAAACUGGGUGCUUAAACGGUAGUUUCGGUUUGUGCUUUCCCAGUGGCUUCGGAGAGCGUCUAGUUCACUAGCAAGGGAAUCCAGAGCGAAAGAACCGCGGUGCUCGAGGAAAGAGUCAUCUUGAGAAACAUUGCUGUCAGCCCUUAGUCGGCCACCGAUCGUAUUGCUGGACGCGUUGCUGACUGUACGGCUCAAGCCGUUGGAAUGGGAAAGUACUUGUUGGGAUUGUCGACGGUAAUUCGUCACUGAUGAUUCAACUUGGUCAAGGAGCAUUGUGACCUUUUGUUCGGCAUCUAGCGCUCGGCUUUCAAGCAGGGCAUUUUCGUUCUUAAGUUGCUCCAGGUCCUCACGGCUCUUUUCUGUGAUGUUCAAUAAUUCACGCUUUAUGUUUUCUUGCUCCGUUUGGCUCUGGUCUCUUUCCGCUUGUGCAGCUGUGAGGUCCUCUCGAAGUUUUGCAAGCUGGGUUUUUAGAUCAGCAAUUGAAGAUGAAGUCUUUUCCUGAAGGUCAGACAUAAUAUGUUGCAUAUUCGACCGCUCGGCCUCCCAUUGAGCCGACGCUUCGUGAGAUGGGGAGGAUCUGGAACUAGCUUUCUGAAGUGCAGUUUCCAAAUCAGCCUGUAACUUGGAAUUUUGCGUUUUGUAUUUCGCAAGCUCGUCCUUCAU
Messenger RNA from Blastomyces dermatitidis ER-3, 6751 nucleotides. Its product is annotated as 5-oxoprolinase (ATP-hydrolyzing). The record is from RefSeq and is a predicted model, not a curated record. Bases 542 to 4492 code for a protein of 1316 amino acids. The transcript is spliced from 3 exons. Gene Ontology annotation, molecular function: 5-oxoprolinase (ATP-hydrolyzing) activity. Lineage: Eukaryota; Fungi; Ascomycota; Eurotiomycetes; Onygenales; Ajellomycetaceae. Gene Ontology annotation, biological process: glutathione metabolic process. Gene Ontology annotation, cellular component: cytosol.